AUGGGAAACGGUCUUGUUAAGGGCUUUUCAAAGCCUUUUCAGCGUAUUUUCGUCAAUAAAGAAAUGCGAAUUUUGAUGCUUGGUUUGGACGCUGCUGGUAAAACGACAAUACUUUACAAAUUAAAACUCAAUCAGAGCGUUGUGACUAUACCCACUGUAGGUUUUAAUGUCGAGACAGUCACCUACAAAAACAUCAGGUUCAAUGUAUGGGAUGUGGGCGGUCAAGACAAAAUCCGUCCUCUUUGGCGCCACUACUUUACCGGAACAAAAGGUCUCAUUUUUGUGGUGGAUGCUGCUGAUAGCCAUCGUCUGGCGGAAGCUCGUCAAGAGUUGCACAGAAUUAUUUCUGAUCGUGAAAUGCGAGAUGCUCUUCUCUUGGUUUUUGCAAAUAAACAAGAUUUGGGAAAUGCCCUUUCACCCCUUCAAAUAACCGAAAUUCUUCAGCUUGACAAGUUGAAAGACCGUCUUUGGAACGUUCAGCCAACUUGCGCUUUGACAGGAGAUGGCUUAUUAGAAGGAUUAGCUUGGCUAAGCCAAAAUGCAAAAAUCAAGUAA
Messenger RNA from Schizosaccharomyces osmophilus, 555 nucleotides. RefSeq names its product ADP-ribosylation factor, Arf family Arf6 (gene arf6). Gene Ontology annotation, biological process: intracellular protein transport; vesicle-mediated transport. The coding region runs from base 1 to 555 and encodes 184 amino acids. The transcript has 3 exons. NCBI's taxonomy places the organism in Eukaryota, Fungi, Ascomycota, Schizosaccharomycetes, Schizosaccharomycetales, Schizosaccharomycetaceae. Gene Ontology annotation, cellular component: cytoplasm. The record is from RefSeq and is a predicted model, not a curated record. Gene Ontology annotation, molecular function: GTP binding; GTPase activity.